AUGGGGAGCCCCGGAUUCAGCAAUCUCAAUAAUGCGCAGCAGCAACGGUUAGGCAUAACAGAACCCAUCUCAUUGGGUGGACCAACUGAUUAUGAUGUGUUAAAGACACGUGAACUUGAGAAGUACUUGGAAGAUGCUGGCUUGUAUGAGAAUCAGAAGGAAUCGGUUAGUAGGGAGGAAGUGCUUGGUAGGCUAGACCAGAUUGUGAAGAUUUGGGUCAAAAACAUUAGCCGUGCUAAGGGACUAAAUGAACAACUGGUGCAAGAAGCAAAUGCCAAGAUUUUCACUUUUGGCUCAUAUCGACUUGGGGAUUGUGUUGUCAUAUGGCAAGCUGCCACUGUACAUGGACCUGGAGCAGAUAUAGACACUCUUUGUGUGGGGCCGAGACAUGCAUCCAGAGAUGAAGAUUUCUUUGGUGAGCUGCAUAAGAUGCUAUCUGAGAUGCCAGAAGUGACAGAGUUGCACCCUGUGCCCGAUGCUCAUGUACCAGUGAUGCGGCUCAAGUUCAAUGGUGUUUCGAUUGAUCUUCUCUAUGCAAAAUUAUCUUUGUGGGUUAUUCCUGAAGACUUGGAUAUAUCACAGGAGUCAAUAUUACAAAAUGCAGAUGAGCAAACUGUUCGUAGUCUUAAUGGUUGUAGAGUGACUGAUCAAGUCCUGCGUCUGGUUCCAAAUAUUCAGAAUUUUCGUACAGCAUUGAGGUGCAUGAAGUUUUGGGCAAAGCGUCGGGGUGUUUACUCGAAUGUUACAGGUUUUCUUGGUGGUAUAAACUGGGCAUUGCUUGCUGCUCGAAUAUGCCAGCUAUUUCCUAAUGCACUCCCUAAUAUGUUAGUGUCUCGAUUCUUCAGGGUAUAUUCUCAAUGGCAUUGGCCGAAUCCAGUAAUGCUUUGUGCUAUUGACAAGGGAUCACUUGGACUUCAAGUGUGGGAUCCUAGAAGAUAUCCCAAGGAUAGAUUCCAUCUAAUGCCAAUAAUUACUCCUGCUUAUCCUUGCAUGAAUUCUAGCUACAAUGUGUCCUCAAGUACAUUGCGUAUUAUGAUGGAGGAAUUUCAGAGGGGAAAUGAAAUAUGUGAGGUUAUGGAGGCUAACAAGGCUGAUUGGGGCACUCUUUUUGAGCCUUACCCCUUUUUUGAAGCUUAUAAGAAUUAUUUGCAGAUAGACAUAUCAGCAGAGAAUGCUGACGAUCUUAGAAAAUGGAAAGGCUGGGUUGAGUCUCGUCUGCGCCAGUUGACAUUGAAAAUUGAGAGGCACACUUAUGGUAGGCUUCAGUGUCAUCCACAUCCUGGUGACUUUCCAGACAAAUCCAGACCUUUCCACUGUUCCUACUUCAUGGGACUGCAACGUAACCUAGGGGUUCCUGUCAGUGGUGGUGAGCAGUUUGAUAUAAGACUAACUGUUGAAGAAUUUAAGCAUUCUGUCAACGUGUACACUCUGUGGAAACCUCGAAUGGAUAUCCAUGUCUCCCAUGUGAUACGUCGUAAUAUACCCACCUUCGUAUUUCCUGGAGGUGUUCGACCUUCUCACCCAUCUAAAGUAACUUGGGAGAGUAAGCGAAGUUCAGAAUUAAGUGUUUCUGGCCAUGGUCAAGCAGAACAGUCUCAAGAAGGCAAAGUGGUUGUAUUAGGAGCAAACGAUGAUAGGAAGAGAAAACUAGCAGAAGAUAGUGUGGAUAGCCUGAGAAAUUCCAAGUCCCAUGCAUCUUUGCCUCCCUGCAGCAGGGAAGUUCUUGAAGAUGGAAAUCUUAUUAGCGUUGCUAGUUCUGUGAAAUGUAAUGACUCAGAAAUCAAUAGUACGAGUGAACAACAGAGUGAGAAACUUGAUUUGAAAUCUUCAUGGGAGUGUCCUGAGGACAGGGAAACCAAUGCAUCAGUGAGAAGUAACUUACAAGUUUAUGCAACACUUACUGCCAAGGAUACAUCUAGUUCUGAAGAAGCUGAAAAGCUAGCCAUUGAGAAGAUUAUCUGUGGUCCAUAUGAUUCACACCAAGUCUUUUCAGAGGAACCUGAAGAACUUGAAGAUGAUCUUGAGUACAGAAAUCAAGUCAAAGAUUUCGGUGGCAACAUGAUAAACAGCAACUUGGACUUUUCAAACCCAGAGGCUGCAGAACCAAUUAUUCCUAAGAGGGAAACUGCUUCUGCAACUUGUUUAUACUCAAAUGGGGGAUCAGAAGAGCUCGAGCCGGUGGAGCUGACAGCACCACCAUUAUUAAGUGGGAAUCCUGCACCUGUGGCACAGCGGAAACCCCUUAUCAGGUUGAAGUUCACCUCCUUAGGAAAAGCUGCUGACUGA
Messenger RNA from Sphenostylis stenocarpa, 2286 nucleotides. The record is from the annotation of a GenBank genome assembly. Lineage: Eukaryota; Viridiplantae; Streptophyta; Magnoliopsida; Fabales; Fabaceae.